Molecule: messenger RNA, 2571 nt
Organism: Charadrius vociferus (killdeer)
Lineage: Eukaryota; Metazoa; Chordata; Aves; Charadriiformes; Charadriidae
Gene: CEP83
Product: centrosomal protein 83kDa
Exons: 18
Coding region: 1-2571 (856 amino acids)
Cellular component (GO): centrosome
Source: RefSeq, a predicted model, not a curated record
AUGGAUACUUUGGGCAGUCUUCUUCCUCCCGUGGUUGGAAAUGGCGAUACGGCUAAUUCACAAGAAUUGCAAAAACUUCUGAUUGAUGAAAAAAUGCGAUGUGAACACCAUAAAGCAAAUUAUCAAACUAUAAAGGCAGAACAUUUAAGAUUACAAGAGGAAUACACGAAAUCACAAGAUGAACUGAAGCGGUUGUUAGUUGAAAAGCAGACUGUACAUGACAAAUUUCAAUUUCUUCUUGCUGAAUAUCGAGAGGAGUUGCUGAGUAAAACACAAGAGCUGGAAAAAUUGAAGAUGCAGGUGCUAACUCCUCAAAAAUUAGAACUAAAAUUGGAAAAAUACAGAACAGAAUAUAACAAACUUCGUUAUGAACACACUUUUCUGAAAUCAGAAUUUGAACAUCAAAAGGAAGAACAUGCACGUAUUUUAGAAGAGAAGAAAAUAAAAUACGAGGCUGAGAUUGCAAGGCUGGAUAAAGAUAAAGAAGAACUCCAUAAUCAGCUGCUUAGUGUUGAUCCCACGAGGGACAGUAAACGUGUGGAGGCACUCUCUAGAGAAAAGGCACAACUAUAUCAAAAAUUAAAAGGCUUAGAAGCAGAAGUAGCAGAACUAAGAGCAGAAAGAGACAAUUGUGGUGUGCAAGCAGAAAAUGUUCAAAGAGUACAAGUACGACAGUUAGCUGAGAUGCAGGCUAUGGCAAGGUCUCUAGAGGCAGAAAAGAAGUCUGCUGAACUACAAAUUGAUCGAAUCGAGAAAGAACUGCAGAUGAGUCAUGAGCAAAACAUUCUCUUAACUAGCAAACUUCACAAAUCUGAACGAGAAGUCAAUUCCUUAGCUACUAAAGUAGAAGAACUUAAACAUUCACAUAAAUUGGAAGUAACAAAUGUCAAACUGGAGGCAGCAAGAACAAAGAGUGAGGUAGAAAGAGAGAGAAACAAGAUCCAAAGUGAAAUGGAUGGAUUGCUGUCAGACAAGGAAAUUCUUAAGGCAGCUGUUGAACGUCAUAAGGUGCUUUUAGUAGAAAAGGAUCGGGAGCUAAUUCGUAAAGUGCAAGCUGCCAAAGAGGAAGUUUUUGAAAAAAUUGCAGCCUUACAGGAUGAAAAGUUAGAACUCGAGAACAGAUUAGCGGAUCUAGAGAAAAUGAAACUGGAACAAGAUACUUGGAGACAAUCUGAAAAGGAUCAGUAUGAAGAGAAACUACGUGUUGUACAGAUGGCAGAAGAAUCUAGCAAAAAGGAACUGCAGCGUUUGCGGUUAAAAAUUCAACAGCAAGCUAUUCAGACAGAGGAGUUGGAAGAAAAGAAACGUGAAAGUGCUGAUCUGAAACAGCAAAUUCAUGACAUGCAACUCCAGCUUGCCUCGCUUUCUCAAUCAGAAAAUGAUUUGCUGGAGUCUAAUCAGAAGCUGAAGGAAAUAAUAGAGAGAUUGAAACAAGAAUGUCAACAUGCAAGGACUCAGGCAGAAAAAGCUCAACUGGAAACAGAGAAGACUUUAGAAUACAGACGUAUAGAAUGGCUGGAGGAGAAGCAUGUACUUACUCAGCGCAUCACAGAGAAAGAAGAGAAAUACAACCAAGUGAAGAACAAGCUAUGUCGAGCUGCUGUUGCUCAGAAAAAGAGAAAGACUCUCACUGAUAAUAAACAAAGGAGGAUGCAAGAGAAACUAGAACUUCUGGAAGCCAAGAUAGAAGAGCUAGAAAAAGAAAACCAGGUGCUAAACAGGCAGAAUGUUUCCCAUGAAGAAUAUGCACGGCUCCAGAAGAGACUAAAGGACUUGCAACGUCGGCACAAUGAAUUCCGGAGUUUAAUUCUGAAUCCUAACAUACCGUCGCUCAAUCCUGUCAGUAUAAUGUCAUCAUCUGCCUUGCCUCUGGGGCCUGAAGCGUCCUUCCCCCUUCUUCAGGAGGAACAGCAUCAAAGAGAGCUUUCACUGCUUCGCAAGCGGUUGGAAGAACUAGAAACAACACAGAGAAAACAGCUGCAAGAUCUUGGACCAUCUAGAGACCGAGUAACGGGGAGCGCAUACAGGAACUUGGCUAGAAACAAGAUCGCUGGAGAAGGCGAUGCACAAAGAUUAAUUUGGAAAAAGUACCUGUCUGCACCUGAGCCAGCUUUGCCAAACGCGGCCGCGCUGCUGCCAAAGCGUGGUGAGCAUUCGCCAGCACUGGCGGGCUAUGUGCCACGGGAUUGUGCCUGGUCCCAACUUCUGGUCGCCACUGCAGCCAAACCAGCCAGCUUUAGUACUGCUGCACCGCAGCCGCUGGGCUCCUCCAACGCAGUCGCACACACUAAUAAACAUUUCGAGCGCUCCGCUGCCUGGGAGCCCCGCGUGGGCGUCUCUGGCUGGUCACAGCCCCAGCACGGGCUUUUGAUACUAAACUUGGGCCACCCGCUGCCAUUCACAGCCCGUGGCACCCCGGUCGCUGCCAAGGCAGGGGACGGUUCUGCCCUCGCCGCUGCGCUACGCCACUCACCUGCAGUGGUGGGUCUCUCCAGAAAUGUGUGGAAACGUAUCAUCUCACCAACGCCUUCCCUCAGAUCUAAGGCAGCCUUAGUAAGUGCCUCCGUGUGA